GCAGCUGGCCCUGACGCCUGCCUCCCGCCGGGUUGCUCUUGCUUCAUCCUACAAGAGCAGAGGACAGCGCGUCCCGCAGCCUGCAGGUGUCUCCCAGCGGAGACAGCUGCGGAGCCCCUUGGGAUCAUGUGUGGUACCAGAGCAGAUGUUCACUUGCUCUUGGUGCUGUUUGUGAGACAGACCCUCUCUGAUCCUGUCAGCGCGCUGAAGCACACCGACUACAAGAGGACGGCCGCACUCCCGCGCCUGCAGCUGCUCCUUUAACGUACAAAGGCAGGAUUUCAAGUGAAGAGAAGAAUGGGAGUCUGGCUGCAGCGUUUCUUUCAUUGCUACAACAACAGAUUGGAAGAAGCUGAGAGUUUUGAUGCCUGGACAACUGGAUUCUGAAUCGUGAGAGGCUUUGACCCCCCUCCCCUCCCCACAUAAAACAAGCCCCUUUGACUUCUUCUCUCAGCAGGAGGGGGAGGGAGGGCGGAUUUACCAUGAAGACAAAUCGAAGAUGCAGAGCCCUGCUAGCAGUGAGUCUGAAUCUGAUGGCUCUCCUCUUCUCUACAACAGCUUUUAUCACGACCCACUGGUGUGAGGGCACACAGAGGGUCCCCAAGCCGAGCUGUGGGAAAGAGAAGAAGACAAACUGCCUCAACUACAGCGGGAAUGAGACUGCAAAUGAGACAAACCAGAAUGUGGUUCAUUACAGCUGGGAGACUGGAGACGACCGCUUCCUUUUCAGGUAUUUCCACACUGGGAUCUGGUACUCAUGUGAGGAAAAUAUCAAUGCUGCUGGUGAAAAAUGUCGAAGUUUUAUCGACCUUGCCCCGGCUUCUGAAAAAGGUGUCCUGUGGUUAUCAGUAGUAUCCGAGGUGUUAUACAUCAUGCUGUUAGUCGUCGGAUUCAGCCUUAUGUGCCUCGAGCUCUUUCAUUCAAGCAGUGUAAUAGAUGGGCUCAAGUUAAAUGCCUUUGCUGCUGUCUUCACUGUGCUUUCAGGUCUCUUGGGGAUGGUGGCACACAUGAUGUAUACUCAAGUUUUCCAAGUGACAGUCAGCCUUGGACCAGAGGACUGGCGACCCCAUUCAUGGGACUAUGGAUGGUCCUUCUGUCUGGCAUGGGGCUCUUUCACCUGCUGCAUGGCGGCCUCCGUUACUACCUUGAACUCUUACACUAAGACUGUCAUUGAGUUCAGACACAAGCGCAAAAUCUUUGAGCAGGGCUUUCGAGAAGAGCAGAACUUCCUAGACCAGGAAGCCAUCAAGUACUUCAGAGAAAGGACUGAGGAGGAGAGGGCUGAGGCUGGGGACCUGAGGUUACAGUGCCUCCAUAGCUGCUCCCCAAAUAGGCUUCACAACACCCAGCUCUAAAUGUCACUAGCACGCAGAGGAACAGGAGUGACCAUAAUGCUCAGAAAAUUCCCCCAUUCGCUACGUCAAACUCUUCCAGCGACACAUCAAGCAGCUCUUCACUUUCAUCAGGACCA
Molecule: messenger RNA, 1471 nt
Organism: Melopsittacus undulatus (budgerigar)
Lineage: Eukaryota; Metazoa; Chordata; Aves; Psittaciformes; Psittaculidae
Gene: GSG1L
Product: GSG1 like
Exons: 7
Coding region: 483-1355 (290 amino acids)
Biological process (GO): regulation of AMPA receptor activity
Cellular component (GO): plasma membrane; postsynaptic density membrane
Source: RefSeq, a predicted model, not a curated record